AUGACGUCAGAGGCACAGCCGUUGACCUCGAUUGAAGAGCCGUCCCUUCGCUCUGGUCUGCUCGGGAGUGCAGCUGCGUCCCAUACUGAACUCUCCCUGCGCACUCGCGGCGACCUCGAGGAGCGAGAUGGGCACCACGUUACGGUGAAGGACGGGGCAGGCUCCGCGAAGUACUCUUUGCCUUCGUUUGGAGCCAUGAGCCGUAAACAGGGAGAGAUGCCCCAGUACAGUAGACGACGUGACCAGAGUGAUGCUACGGUGAUUACUGAUUCCUCAAAAGUCAGCAAAGUGACUGUGGCUAUAGCUGAAGCAGUGCCGCGGAUAGCCCAGGAGCAGACGUCCGCCGCCGAGGCAUACGAGGGUCGCUGGUCGAAAGAGCUGCAGCAGAGCACCGCAACAGAGGACGAGCUGCGUCAACUCUACCAACAGCUCGAAAAGGAGCUGGUGGGGACGCGGCGUGCCGUGAACAUCGCCGAGGCGAGGCACAAGCGUGAGUUAGACUUGCUGAAGCAGCAGCUCGAGCAGGAGCGAACAGAACGGGUGAAGGCGGAGCAGGACCGAGAAGACCUCCUGGACCAGGCGAGGAUGAGCCCCCUCUUCACUCCACGCACGGGUGACACUUCACUCGGCGCAGAGCAGGGUAGCGACAGCAGGGGAGGCAGAAGCCGCUGUAUCUCGCCCAGCAAUGCGCACUUGAGCGACGUCUUCUAUGACAAGCUGAAGGAGAGGGAGGAGCGGGCACGUGCGCGGGUGCGCAAGGAGUUUGUGCGUCAGGCACAGGAGAACCUCUACGCAGAGCAGCGCAAGCGUGCCGACGCCGAGAAAGAGACGGAGAUGGCUCUGAAGCGGGUAAGUAAGGCGGAGGACGAUAUAAGUAAACUGCAAGAGGCACUGCAGGAAGCGACCAGUGUCGUGGAGGCGAAGGAUGUGCAGCUGCACGAACGUGCCAUCCAUGUUCAGGAGUUGGAAGCGCAAGUUCUUCUUCUCGAGCAUCAGCUUGCAGCUAGCGAGGACGCGAGGCGGCUGUCCACUGAGCUUGCGACGAAGAACCUCGAAGAGGCGAAGGCUUUGGCAGAUCAGCGGCAGGUAGAGCUGGAGACGCAGCGGCAGUUUGUCUAUCAGCUGCAGGAGAAAAUAGGGCUCACCACUCGCGAUCUUUUUGACAGAGAAAACGACCAAGAGGGCGUACUGCGCACCGUGCAUGAGCUGCGGACACGCUGUCGUCACCUUGAAGAGGAGUUCGCGGCAGAGGUGCAGGAAGCGACGACGCUCCUGGAGCAGAAGCAAAAGCGCGCUGAAGACGAGGCAGCGCUUUUACGAGGACGCAACGAUGAGCUGAAGCAGCGCUGUGCAGCCAUGGGUGCGGAGCUGUCGGAGAUGAGCACUCGACUGGAGCACAAGAGCAACGAGGUGACACAGCUGCGCGCACGCAACGAAAAGGACCUCAGUGAGUGCCACAUCGAGAUCCGUAGUCUUCAGCUGCAGCUGGAGCGUCUCACAGAGGGUGCGCAGUGGCGCUCAUCGGAGAGUGUUACGGCGAAAGAGAUUGAGCGGCAGGAGCACGCGGCUCUUGUCCGGCAGUACGCGGCCGAGGCACGAGCUGUGCAGGAGGAGCUCGACCGCUUAAAGGCCCAGUUUCACCGCGAAAAUGAGAAGCACUUGUCUGUUGUGCUCGAUCUGUCGAAGCAAAUCACUGCACUGAAGCAGGAAAACACACGGCUAGAGCACGCGGUCAACAUUCGCGAGCACGAUAGCAUCGACGCGGCGCGUCUACUGGGCCACGCACGGCAGGAGCUGUCGCAGCUUCGAGAGGAGUGUCGCCGGAUGAGCGUGUCUCAAGUAAACCCCCGCGAAGGUAGCCGGUCGAGAAGCCCCGUGGGCAGUUACGACGUUGUACUGCGCCGCAUCGCGGAACUCGAGAAUGAGCAGAAGGACUUGACGGAAAGGCUUUACGUCGCCAAUCGCACUGCGCAGCAGCCGAAGAAGGGACGCGCUCUAGUCGGCCGUCAACACCACCACCGAUCGCAUCGUGAAUUUUCCGUUCCGCCGACGGACUCCUUCUUGCAGAUGUCGGAUGACGAGGGAGAGAGGCGCUGGGUGGUUGAUGAAAUCGUGGAGAAUGCGCCGCGAGGUUUGGCGGCCGGCUCGCUUAUAUCGGCUUCUAGCAGACAUAGGGAAGCCACGACAGCGCUGGCGGAUCUUUUAGAGUCGAUGGUGGAGAAGCUUCAGUGGAUUGCUCACAAUACCGAACAACAAGAAGCUCCAUCGGCUCAGCGCAACUCACCUAUCGCACCGCCGACACUUCAGGAGAGGCGGAUGCGGCAAUCUAUUCAGCCAGAAGAGCGCGAGGCUAUCAACUGUGUGGUGGCAAGCUGCAUGGCGGCGCUGGAAUGUUUCCACCUCAGGCGCACCUCCUCACCCUUCUACCCUUCUUUCUUUGACGAUGGAGCAGAGAGGACGUCGAAUGAGGCCGCCGCCGCCGCAGCGGCUCAGCGAGAGGGGAGGUCUUCUGAGUGCGAUGCAGCACCACUAUCUUUAGUGACUUCUUUCGUUGGGGAUGGUGAUCGAGUCGCGGCUCGCACCCGGUCCUCCCCCCCGGCAGCAGAUCGGCGGUCGCCGCAUGUGCAAAACCACCAUGGUGUGCUGCAGGACAUCACGCGGAUGGAGCAGGGUCGAGAGCACUCUCCUCAGAUACGACUGGAGAGGUCGAAGCGGAACUCCCAGCGCUCCUGCUCCUCCGCCGCAGCUGAUUGGUGGCCGCAACAUGUGCGAAACCAUCGUGGUUUGGUGCACCACACCACAAGAACGGAACGGCCCCGCGAUCACUCCCCUCAGGAACCGCUGGGGAGACCGAGGCGGAGCUUCCAGUGCCCGCGGUCCGCUGCCAGCUGCAACGAGGAUAUCUUAGCAUACUUUAGCCACACGUCUGCGACCACUCCGCAUCCAGUCACCGAAAGAGCAGCGUGUAGGGACACUGCAGUGAGUGUUUUGCAGCAUGAGAAGCGAGAAUGGAGCUCAUCGGGAAAGCGUGAUGCUGACAAUCCGGGUACUGCCCAGUGCAUCCAGCUACGCAUCCGAGCAUCUGUGAGCGAGGGAAGCCGAGAGGAGCUUCAAUCCGAGCCGUGCUGGGAAGGAGAGGAGCAUAUGGCGGCGAUUGAGCGAGGUGAGCAGUUCGCUUUCCCCAUUUUGCGGAACCGCUCAGCUGGAGAUACUUUCACCACCGAAGCUCCUCCUGCUCGUCCGCGUCGCAUCCGGGCUGCAUCAAAAAGUCACAGAGCUUCUGGCGGGAUGGUGGUGGCGCCACUCACGAAGGCCGACUCGAGCGCGUAG
Messenger RNA from Leishmania braziliensis MHOM/BR/75/M2904, 3330 nucleotides. RefSeq lists its product as hypothetical. Lineage: Eukaryota; Euglenozoa; Kinetoplastea; Trypanosomatida; Trypanosomatidae. Bases 1 to 3330 code for a protein of 1109 amino acids. The record is from RefSeq and is a predicted model, not a curated record. The transcript has a single exon.